AUGGUCAGUCCUUACUGGCCCAUCAGCCUCCAGAGUUGGCGCACAAGCAGUGAAAACUUAGUUCCCAGUGGCUUAUUUCCUUUUAAGACCCCCUCAAAGUGCACCGAGACUUUGAAUUUACCUUCUGCAGCUUGGAGAUUGUUCAUUGAAAAGGGGAAAGAAAUCUUUGCUCUGAAGGACCUGCAAAGAGAUGAACUGGUGUAUGUUUCAUGUGGAGAACUUUGGAUGGACCCUGACCUCUCUAUUGCUCAGCAAAGGAAGCAAAUCUUCCUCAGAAACCUAGCAUCUGACAUUUCCAAAAUUCAGACCUUCUGCAGCACACAUAAGGUAGAAGCUCUUGUUUUAGAAGUUCAAAGCGACAUUGUGUCUGGAGGCAAGCUUGCUGUGCAUAAACCUAUAGCGAUUUUUGGAGAAGAGAGGCAAGUUAAAGAAGCAAAGGGAAAACAAAUGCAAAAUGAUGUUUUAACAACAGAAAAUGCUUCCAGUGAAAUUCUGUAAAUUCACAUGCAAGAGCAUCUCCAAAUGGAUGCUAGUCGUACAAUGCACAAGUAUGCCUGGCAGGAUGCUUCAUGUGACUCCGAUGAGAAUGACAGACUUCCAAAGACAAUGGAAGAAGAGCCCUUUGAAAAUAUGAAACCAUCAAAGAAAUACAGCCAUUCUCCACAGCAGAAAAUUCCAAAGGUAUGCCAUCAGCAGUUUGAAUACAGAGAGGGGCAAAUCAUAAGCCACGCUGCUCCUAAGCUAGUCUUGGGGGUACAAGGUCCUGACCUCCAUUCAGGCAUGGGGGUGGUUUGGGUGGAGAAGAAAUCUGAAGACAGUCAUCAACGCUGGAUCCACAAGGAUGCCAGCAAGACCUUUCACCUGCUGAGUAACCCAGACCUUGUCCUGGCAGUAUCUAUGACCAAGGCUCAAAAUGAAGCCUACAGCUAUCCUGUUAUUGUUCAGAAAUAUAAGCCCUCCAACAAUGGAACUGCCAAUCAAAAAUGGCAUUACAAAAGAAAUAUGAAAGCCUUUGUGGCCUUUCACAGCACUGCCCUAGAUAAGGAGAUCACAUCAGCAAAUUUUGCCGGUGUCUGGACAUCAUCUGUCAUAAAAGAAGAAAACAUUGAUCAACCAGGAUACUAUUAUCUCUCACCUGGUGGAAAUAAAAAAAUGCUCUGCCUGGCUUGUGGACUAUCCAUGAGAGCAAAGAAAGGACUGAAAUAGUUGGUUCCAGGGAUUCCAUUCUUCUGUGCUUCAGUCUCCAACACCCAGAAGCCCUUAUCACAAGGGCCUUUCAAGGUCAUCAGUGUGGCCAAGGCUGAUUUAUCAUCUUCUGAGGCUGAAAAAACUCUAAGUUAUUAUAAAGAAUGUCUAUUGUCUUUACGGAUGAAGACCUGAGCUCUGCACCAGAACGCAGUGAAAAUAAUUGCAUACAAAAAUGGGGAUGGAUAUCGUAAUGGGAAGUUAGUUGUGGCUGGAACAUUCCCCAUGCUUCUUACAGAAUGCAUGAAACAACUUGGACUUGCCCGAGCCCCCACAGUAUAUACUAGAGAUGGAACCACAGUCUUCACCCUGCGUGAAUUGGUUUUAUGGGCUCUAGAUGAAUCCUGUAUCCAGAGAGAAUCUGAGGAACAAAAGAAAGACAUAAAUCCUGUUGCAACAGAAGAGAUAGCCACAGAAAAAAACCCAAGGAUGAAAGUGAGAAAUAAAUUAUUUUCAGGGUCUGUGAAAUCCGAUAGUUUGGAUAGUAUAGAUAAGUCUUUGCUCACCCUCAUUCUUAGAAAUCCUAUUGCCAUCUGGGUUGCUUUUGAAGCAUUUCUACCUCCAAAUGCUUUACAGAAAGCAGAAAAAUUAGUGAAACAGAAAUGGCUGAAAAAGGACAAAAUUUUGGCUGAUUUAGAUACCAUGAAACACAAAAUGAGAAAGUUAAAAGGGCAGCGAGUAACACCAUGUCAGCCAGCCACCACGGUUCCCACCAAAAGCCCUGCACAGCCGGUAGUGGUUGAAGGAGGCUGGAUGAAACAGACUCAGGAGGAAAUUAAACUUAUGGAACUUAUAAGACAUAUAGAGGCACAUCUUUCUGAAGCCCAAGAACUGAAAUCCAAAUGAAAUUCUCCAGCUGAGACUAAGCACAAAACAGCACAGAGCAGCCUGUACAAGCAACCCGACACAAAACGAGUGUGGGCUUAUCUAAAUGGAGGCAGACCUCAAGAAGGCACUUAUGCCUGGGGCAAGAGCAUUUCAGAGCUGCAGGAUGAUUGCUCCUCUCGGCUCAAAAUGUCCCACCCAGCCAGAAUCCUGUACACCCAAAGUGGGGAGCUGAUUACAUCGUGGGAUGACAUAGAGAGAGACAUGGUCACUUUUGUGUCUAUAGGACAUGGCUUUAUAACCCAAAAAGAGUUAAAGCAACUGAUGGAGGUCAAAGCAAAUUAUGUCAGAACCUGAAGGCAGCAGGGACCUCAAGCCACAGACAUUGUGGUGUCAGCAUCCAUGAAGCUCCUAUCUCUAGUACAUGUACACAAUUAA
Molecule: messenger RNA, 2508 nt
Organism: Castor canadensis (American beaver)
Lineage: Eukaryota; Metazoa; Chordata; Mammalia; Rodentia; Castoridae
Source: RefSeq, a predicted model, not a curated record